AUGUCUUCACCGUGUGCUAUCGACACCUGCAAACGUAAAUCACGAGCAUUAUGUCAUUGUUGUAGCAAGAAUCUUUGUCUUGAUCAUUUGAAAGAACAUAAUGAUUUAAUUCAUUCUCAACUAAAUCCUCUUGAUGAUGAAAUUAAUACUCUGCAUAAUCAGAUGUCGGCAUUAAAUGUUGAUGAAGUGAUUGAUAAAUGUCGUCAAAAAUUAGAUAAAUGGAGUCAUGAUUGUCAUACUAUAAUCGAUCGUUUUUAUGAAGAAAAAUGUCAAGAACUUCAACAACGUUGUAUUGAACAAGCUGGUCAAAAACGAAAAAAAAUUCAUCAAUUGAAAUUAAAAACAAACGAACUUAUUCAAGAACAAGAAGCAACGCAUGAUGAUAUUUUUUCAUUGAUAGCAACUAUUAAUGAUAUCAAACGUGAUGUUAAUCAAUUUGAAGAGAAUGGCAUUUUAGUUGAUGUUCAUCCUUUAAUUAUUAAUCAAAAUUUAAUUUAUAUUGAAGAAUCGCCAUCAAAUGAACUUGAUAUAUCAAAUCUUUCGUCUCCUUACCGAUCCAUCGAUUGUUUCAAUAAUGAAUGGCCUGUACUGACAAGCAACAAUCAAUUUUUACUAGUAGAUCAAUAUCCAAAUUUAUGUUUAUUUAAUAAAGAAUUGACUCUUGUAAAACAAUCUUCAUGGGAAUAUGAUCACAUUUCUGAUAUGUGUUGGUCAUCGACUAUAAAUAGUUAUAUUAUAAUAACAAAAAAAAAUGAAGUUUUUCUAAUUAACGAAAAUCUAACAUCAAUUGAAUGCAUUCAAACAAUCGAGAAGCAACAGUGGCAAUCUUGUACAUGCUCAGAUACAUCUCUAUUUCUAGCCACAAAUGAUUACGGUUCUGAUAUUUUUCAAUUCAAUCUUUUAUCGUCGUUUCAUUUCAUCAAACAAUGGAAACCUCCUCAAACUUGUAACUACAACGAACUUAUUCAUAAUGUUGCUUAUAACAAUGGAACACUUGCGUUAACAAUAUCACAGAAAUACAAUGAAACAUUUACUUUAAUAAUAUUACAGAAAUACAAUGAAACAGAGCGCAUAGAACUUCGAUCUUCAUCAACACUCGAAAAACUCUGGUCACUCUCAUUUGAUAGAAUGUAUAGUAUUGAGAAACCGGUAUAUCGUGUUUGUUCACUCAAAUAUGACGAAUGGCUUGUAAUCGAUCAUAAUGCUUCACGUCUUUUACAUGUUAGUAAAGAUGGAAAAGUAAAGCCAAAGCAUUCAUACGAACCAGCAGCUCGUAAUGCUGUUUUAUUUGGUUCAAACAUAUUGGCUAUCAGGACUAUAAAUCGUCUGAAUUGUUAUAGAGUAUAA
Rotaria sp. Silwood1 is the source of this 1347-nucleotide messenger RNA. Lineage: Eukaryota; Metazoa; Rotifera; Eurotatoria; Philodinida; Philodinidae. The record is from the annotation of a GenBank genome assembly.